AUGCCACCAAAUCGACCGCACCGUGCGGGAUUCAACUACAUCCAGCCAGCUCCUCUAAUGAUGAACUUCCCUCCUGGCUUAAAGCCGCCACUCAUUCAGGGAUCCCAGCGGUUAAACCCGACAGUGGUAAAAAAUCUUUCUCCUCACUCAACUGCAACAAGUUCAGAGUUAAAAAAUACCUCAGAAUCAUCAAAUCCAACAAUCAUUGUUUACAUACCGCCUCCAAUAAUAACUUCACCGCUAGUGUCUCCAGCUUCAAAAAAUUUAGAAAAUCAACAUGUUCAAACACUUUCUGCAGCAAGACUCCAGCCAGAACAAGUCACAUUACCGUCCAUAACCUUACCAACAAUGAAAUUGCCAUCUUUGCCAAUAAUAAACCUUCCUACCUUUCCACCGCUAACAAUGCCACCUGCUUUCGAUAAACUGCUUACAACAAAAUCACCGGAGGAAACAAUUGUUUACAGACCCAUUAGUAGAUCACGAAAUUCCGACGAAGAAGAAUCCGAAGAAAAAGUUAUUUAUCGUCAGAAGAAGAGGAAAGAACAACGUCACAAGCAGACUCGACAUAAUAAGUACAAAGAAGUUUUGGAAGAGACUGAACCCUUACCAAUGACAGAUGAUAAUGCAGUACUGAACGAAUUUUUCGAAGCAGAAAAAUUCCCAUCAUACAGCAGUGGCAAAGAAAGAAGAAUCAUUGAAUACGGAGAAGGCACUGACGAAAAAAAAGAGCUUCCAAAGUAUGUCAAUGAAACCACUGACAAGAAAUCAGACGAUACCCCAUCGUGGAUGACUUCAUAUAGAACCUGA
Enterobius vermicularis (human pinworm) is the source of this 807-nucleotide messenger RNA. The record is from the annotation of a GenBank genome assembly. Lineage: Eukaryota; Metazoa; Nematoda; Chromadorea; Rhabditida; Oxyuridae.